AUGCGUCAGCCACAAGGUUUUGAGGAUCCAAAACAUCUCAGUUAUGUUUGCAAGUUACGAAAGUCUCUUUAUGGUCUUAAGCAAGCUCCAAGGGCUUGGAAUGCCAAAUUCACAGGUUAUCUUCCAGCCAUUGGUUUUGCAUCAUCUCACUCUGACCCUAGCUUAUUUGUGAAGCAUCUAGGUUCAGAUAUUGUGAUCCUUCUCUUAUACGUGGAUGAUAUAAUAUUGACUGGCUCAAAGGUGGCUUUGGUGCAAGAAGUUGUUGAUGAAUUAAGCUCAGCUUUUGAUAUGAAAGAUAUGGGGAAGUUGAAAUAUUUCUUAGGAUUACAGAUUUCUUAUAAUACAGCUGGAGAUAUUUUUGUUAACCAGGCUAAAUAUGCCAAAGAUUUGCUUGCUAAGGCUGGUCUGAGUUCAUGCCGAUCUUGUCCUACCCCUUGUAAACCACAUGGUCAAUUGUUAAAGACUGAAGGUGAUGCUUUGACUGAUCCUACAAUCUACAGAAGCAUUGUUGGUGCAUUACAGUAUUUAACAUUUACCAAACCUGAAAUCUUUUAUGCUGUUAACACAGUAUGUCAGUUUAUGACAACUCCUUCAGAGUUACAUUUUCAGUUAGUUAAGAAGAUUUUACGCUAUCUUCAAGGUACCUUGGAUCAUGGACUUACCUUUACUAGUGGUGCUUGGGAACUUAAUGCUUACAGUGAUGCAGAUUGGGCAGCAGAUAUAAGCACUAGACGAUCUACCACUGGUUUUGUGGCUUUCUUAGGCCAUAGUCCUAUCUCUUGGCAAUCUAAGAAACAGAACUCAGUCUCCAGGAGUUCAACCGAAGCAGAAUACAGAGCAUUAGCUCAUACAGCAGCAGAUUUGGCAUGGAUCAGACAAGUUUUGCUUGAUUUGAAAGUGUUUCUCCCUCAGCCUCCUACUAUACAUUGUGACAACCUUUCUGCUCUAGCAUUGAGUUCUAAUCCUGUGUAUCACUCACGGAUCAAACAUCUUGAUAUAGACUUUCAUUUUGUUAGAGAAAGAGUACAAAGAAGAGAUCUCUCCAUGCAGUAUAUUCCAACAGAUGAACAGGUUGCAGACAUAUUUACAAAAGGGUUACACAGUCCACUCUUCACAAAGCAUUGUGGUAAUUUAUGGCUUGGGAACCUAGCUGGAUUUGAGGGGGAAUGA
Molecule: messenger RNA, 1170 nt
Organism: Prunus persica (peach)
Lineage: Eukaryota; Viridiplantae; Streptophyta; Magnoliopsida; Rosales; Rosaceae
Exons: 1
Coding region: 1-1170 (389 amino acids)
Source: RefSeq, a predicted model, not a curated record